Messenger RNA from Columba livia (rock pigeon), 1436 nucleotides. RefSeq names its product GIPC PDZ domain containing family member 3 (gene GIPC3). Lineage: Eukaryota; Metazoa; Chordata; Aves; Columbiformes; Columbidae. Bases 231 to 1199 code for a protein of 322 amino acids. The transcript is spliced from 6 exons. The record is from RefSeq and is a predicted model, not a curated record. Gene Ontology annotation, molecular function: protein binding.
AGCAAGGGUGAGGACCCCGACCUGCAGCCCCGGCUGCGGAGGGUGCGAUGGAGCCGGCUCGGUGCCGGCUGCUCUCCUACCUCCAGCUGGGCAGGGCCCUUCCUUGUGCCGGAGCUCACCCGAUCCCGGUGGUUACCUGCGCUGCCGGAUCGGGUUCCCGGGCACAGGGAUCACCUUACGGCCCAGCCGGCAGCCAGCGCCAUGUAUAAUUCAGCAGCGCUGGCAGCGCGAUGCGGCAGGCGGGCAGGCGCAGGCAGGCCCGGGAGGGCACCCCCAUGGAGAACGGUGUGGGGCAGGAGCCGGGGACCCCCGAGCCACCCGCCGCUGGGGGCGUCCCGGCCCCGCGCCCCCCCUGUGCUCGCCCCAGGCUGGUGUUUCACACGCAGCUGGCCCACGGCAGCCCCACGGGGCGCAUUGAGGGCUUCACCAACGUCAAGGAGCUCUACGUCAAAAUCGCCGAGGUCUUUGGCAUCUCUCCCACUGAGAUCCUCUUUUGCACGCUCAACACGCACAAAGUAGACAUGCAGAAGCUGCUGGGGGGACAGAUCGGCCUGGAGGACUUCAUCUUCGCCCAUGUCCGGGGUGAGACGAAGGAGGUGGAGGUGACCAAGACGGAGGACGCGCUUGGCCUCACCAUCACAGACAACGGGGCGGGCUACGCUUUCAUCAAGAGAAUCAAGGAGGGGAGCAUCAUCAACCGCAUCCAGACGGUGUGUGUGGGCGACAGCAUCGAGGCCAUCAACGACCAGACCAUUGUGGGCUGCCGGCACUACGAGGUGGCGCGGAUGCUGCGGGAGCUGCCCCGGGCUCAGCCCUUCACCCUCCGCCUGGUGCAGCCCAAAAAGGCUUUUGACAUGAUCGGGCAGAGGACGCGGAGCAGCAAGUCCCCGUGUGAGGGCAGAGUGGCCAGCGGGAAGGAAACGCUGCGGCUGCGGGCGCAGGGCCCAGCCACGCUGCAGGAAGGGCCCAGCGUGUUGGAAGAAGAAGCUGCCCGCCGGGUGGACGACCUGCUGGAGAGCUACAUGGGCAUCCGCGACCGCGAGCUGGCCUCGACCAUGGUGGAGGCGGCCAAGGAGAGCCCCGGUGUGGCCCAGCUGGCCCGUGGCUUGGACUCGGUGCUGGGCGAGUUCGCCUUCCCCCAGGAGUUUGUGGCUGAGGUGUGGGCAGCCGUUUGCCACCCCAGUGGGGCGCAGGAGUAGCUGGGGGGUGGCGGUGCCCCUCACCCUGUCCCUUCCCCACGUCCCCACCCCGCCUGAGGCCGGUUGUGCCAGUGGGGUGGGACCGUUCUCCCCGUGCCCUCUCCUGAGCUGCACCCAGGUGUGUCCACUGGGUUGGGGGCCAGCGGGGCUCCCAGCCCAUCCCCCCCAAGGGCCCCCUCACCCCCAAAACAUGGCGGGAAGCGGCCAUGGCUCAUUAAAACAGAGACUGGAGGAAAA